This is a messenger RNA of Penicillium cinerascens, 237 nucleotides long. RefSeq names its product putative small nuclear ribonucleoprotein SmG. Gene Ontology annotation, molecular function: RNA binding. Gene Ontology annotation, cellular component: spliceosomal tri-snRNP complex; U2-type prespliceosome; SMN-Sm protein complex. Bases 1 to 237 code for a protein of 78 amino acids. The transcript is spliced from 4 exons. Gene Ontology annotation, biological process: spliceosomal snRNP assembly; mRNA splicing, via spliceosome. NCBI's taxonomy places the organism in Eukaryota, Fungi, Ascomycota, Eurotiomycetes, Eurotiales, Aspergillaceae. The record is from RefSeq and is a predicted model, not a curated record.
AUGCCUCAAGCACAGCCUGAACUCAAGAAGUACAUGGAGAAGCGGGUCUUCUGCCAGAUCAACGGCAACCGCAAGGUCAUUGGUAUCCUCCGCGGAUACGAUGUCUUCAUGAACAUCGUCCUCGACGAAGCCUUCGAGGAGAAGGAUGGUGGCGAGAAAGUCCCCAUGGGCAUGUGUUGCAUCCGCGGUAACUCGCUGAUCAUGAUCGAAGCCCUUGAGCGCAUCGACACCAAAUAA